CACUAAAAAAAAAUCCGUUUCUUUUUCUCUUCCAAAACCCACCCUCUUUUCGGUGUUUCCGAUGAAAGACCAACGCAACAGAGCAAACCCAUACGCCCGUGUCCACUCCCCCACCGCCACGGUCAGUUCUCCGGCGAUGGACCCCAAGAUCUGGAGCCGCUUUCCGGCGGAGCUUCUAGAGCAUGUCCUCUCCUUUCUCCCUCUGAAAACCUUCUUCAACCUCAGAUCCACCUGCAAGCGCUUCAACUCCCUCGUCUUCUCUCCUUCCUUCGUCUCCAAACACUCUUCCUCUUUACCUUCCUUUCUCUUGCUCUCUCACCCCCAGUUUCACCUCAGCUUCGCCCUCUACGACUCAUAUCUAGCCACGUGGCGCGACCUCUCUCUGUCCUCCUUAUCGGCUCCGACGAGGCCUUCUUCCUCUCUCCUCUCCGCCUCAAACGGCUUGCUCUGUUUCUCUCUCCCUUCGUCGUUUUCCUUCCUGGUCUGCAACGUAUUGGCCAAUUCCUGGAGAGUGAUCAAAUUCCCGUUUUACCCCUUCGCCUUCGACAUUCUCUCUCUGAUCUCCACUCCUUUUGGGUACAGCAUCUUCACGGUCUCUUCUCGGUCCAAUUCCAACAUCACUUUCGUUUUCUACUCAAGGACGAAUUCGUGGCGUGAAUUCGACGGUUUCGAGCCGAUUUUGAGCGAUAAUUAUCACGAGAAAGGCGUGUAUUUUAAUGGGUGUUUGUCUUUCACAACCCCAGAGCCUUUCUCUGUCGUUUCCUUCGAUUUGGAGACUGGGAAGUGGGAGAGAUCUGACGCUGAGCUCCCAAACGACUUGACGUUUGUGCGUUUGGUGAGUGGCGGUGGUGGAGAAGAAGGGAGAGGGAAAGGGAAACUGUAUUUGAUAGGUGGGAUUGGGAGAAAUGGGAUUUCUAGAAGCAUGAAGGUGUGGGAAUUGAGUGAAGAAAUGGGAAAGUGGGUUGAGAUUGAGAGAGUUCCAGAAAUGAUGUGCCAAAAGUUCAUGUCGGUUUGUUACCACAAUUACCACCAUGUUUAUUGCUUUGGGCAUCAAGGGUUGAUCUGUAUUUGCUGCUAUACUUGGCCUGAGAUUUUGUACUAUAAAGCCUCGAGGAGAACUUGGCAUUGGCUUUCCAAAUGCCCUUCACUGCCUGAUAAAUGGAGCUGUGGAUUUAGAUGGUUUUCUUUUGUUCCCAAGUUGUAUGCUUCAGUUUGAGCUUUCUUUUUGUUUUUUUUUUUUUUUCUUUUUGAGUUGUAUUUGAUGUUCGUUAAUUGGUGAUAGAAGAAUGGAGUGGUGUUUGUUAAUUGUUUGGCUUGGUUUUGUUUAACGUGUGCUUCAUUGUGUAUAUUUGUUUAUUGUUGGAAACAUACCGUUUGUUUAUGCCCUUCUCUGUUGCCUUUCCACAAUUCGGUUUUUUUAAU
Messenger RNA from Morus notabilis, 1422 nucleotides. Its product is annotated as F-box/kelch-repeat protein At5g43190. Bases 62 to 1216 code for a protein of 384 amino acids. The record is from RefSeq and is a predicted model, not a curated record. Gene Ontology annotation, molecular function: protein binding. The transcript has a single exon. NCBI's taxonomy places the organism in Eukaryota, Viridiplantae, Streptophyta, Magnoliopsida, Rosales, Moraceae.